Messenger RNA from Paramecium tetraurelia, 273 nucleotides. RefSeq lists its product as uncharacterized. The record is from RefSeq and is a predicted model, not a curated record. NCBI's taxonomy places the organism in Eukaryota, Ciliophora, Oligohymenophorea, Peniculida, Parameciidae. The transcript has a single exon.
AUGAAAACAAAAGGGUUAUAUCAACAGAAAUUUCCAAGUCACAAACAUAAAUAAUAUAACAUUUAGGCAUUGCUAUAAUCCUUGCCUUAAUUGGUAGCUCUAAAAACAAAUAGUAUUGUCUAGGAAGUAUCAUUAAUUUGGAUAUUUUAGAAUCGCAAUCAGAAUAAAAUGAAUUAAGAAUAACAAUAGUUGUUGAAAUUGCGGCUGUUACCAUUUUACGCUAAUUGCACAACUUAUCUCUCAAUCACUUAAAUGCAUCAGCUGUUUAAAUGA